Molecule: messenger RNA, 1347 nt
Organism: Drosophila obscura
Lineage: Eukaryota; Metazoa; Arthropoda; Insecta; Diptera; Drosophilidae
Gene: Alg2
Product: alpha-1,3/1,6-mannosyltransferase ALG2
Exons: 2
Coding region: 64-1323 (419 amino acids)
Molecular function (GO): alpha-1,3-mannosyltransferase activity; GDP-Man:Man(1)GlcNAc(2)-PP-Dol alpha-1,3-mannosyltransferase activity
Source: RefSeq, a predicted model, not a curated record
AUAAUCCAAUAAAAAGGACUUCUGAAAACUUGCCAAUUUUAUUUCUUUGUUCUCUUCCGACAAAUGGUUCGUAUUUUGUUUCUUCAUCCCGAUCUGGGGAUUGGUGGGGCCGAGCGGCUGGUUGUGGACGCCGCCCUGGCCCUCAAGGAGCGCGGUCACGAGCUCAGCUUCCUGACAAAUCACCAUGACAGCACCCAUUGCUUCAAGGAGACCGCCGAUGGCAGCUUCCCCGUACAGGUCGUGGGCGACUGGCUGCCACGAAAGCUCUUUGGCCGUUUCUAUGCCUUCUGUGCGUACAUCCGUAUGCUGUAUGCCGCCUUCUAUGCCAGCUUCUUUAUGCCCCAGCGCGAGAAGGUGGAUGUGGUGUUCUGCGAUCUGAUCUCCGUUUGUGUGCCUGUUCUGCGUCUGGCCCGUCACCGGCCGCGUGUGAUCUUCUAUUGCCACUUUCCCGAUCAGCUGCUCAGCGCCAGGGAGGGACUGCUGAAGCGCGUUUAUCGUGCUCCCAUCAACUGGCUGGAGGAGCAAACCGUGGGGCUGGCGGACAAAGUGCUGGUGAAUUCCAAGUUCACGCUGCGCGUAUUCCAGGACACAUUCCGGCGGCUGAGAACCGUGCCCGACGUUCUCUAUCCCUCCAUUCACACGCAGUACUUUGACCAGAUGGAACAGAAGCUGCAGCAGCGCUCCACCCUCUUGGAUGAGACCGUCCAUCCGCGGGUGCCGCGCAACGCUUUCAUCUAUCUGGACAUCAAUCGCUACGAACGGAAGAAAAACCACGCCCUGGCCCUGAAGUCGCUGCGUCUGAUGGGUGACACGCUCUCAACGGCGGAUUUCAAGCGCUGUCGCCUGAUCAUUGCCGGCGGCUAUGAUACGCGCUGCCACGAGAAUGUCGAGCACUAUGCUGAGCUCGAGCAACUCACAACCGAGCUGGAUCUACAGGAACAUGUCAUCCUGCUGCGCUCACCUACGGACGAGGAAAAGUGUCGCCUGCUCUAUGCCGCCCACUGUCUGCUCUAUACCCCGGCGAACGAGCACUUUGGCAUUGUACCCCUGGAGGGCAUGUAUUUCUCCAAGCCGGUGGUGGCCCUCAACAGCGGUGGGCCCACGGAGACUGUGGUGCACAGUUCCACGGGCUUUCUGUGCGAGAAGCAGGCGAAGAGCUUUGGCAGCGCCAUGUGCCAGUUGUUUCGCGACGAGCCGCUGCGCCUGAAGAUGGGCGAUCAGGGUCACAAGAGGGUGCAGCAAAAGUUCUCCUUUGCGGCCUUUGCGGAUCGUUUGAAUGGCAUUGUUCAGGACUUGGUGCCAGCACAAAAGAAACUUGAAUAAAAUUCCAGACAAACUGCAAUCCCA